UGCUGGAUCUUCUCGCGGUAACGGUAGUGUACUGCUAGCUUGCUAGCUAACUUCAUCGUUUACAGGUUUCGUGUCGACCUGAAAAACGCAAACCAAGAGAGACGCGGACAGACUUCUUAGCGGAAUACUUUUAAAAUUCAGGCUGCACCGAGGAGUGGGACAAUGCCGCACAACUUCCAGGCCGGAGACCUGGUCUUCGCUAAAAUGAAGGGGUACCCCCACUGGCCAGCCAGGGUAAGCAACAGCAGCAGCCGGAGGGGCGGAGGGGAUGAGCAUGGGACUCUGGAGAAGGUUCUCUGUGUAUCCUCGACUCUUAAGAUGGAUACAUAUCAUACACCUACAAACAUACCGGUUACUCGAUUUAUCGUUGGGUUGAUGUGCCGACUGUCAGAGUCACAGCCAGUGCACGAGCUCCAUAAUUUGAAUGGGAUGAUGUUAGCCUCAUGUUAAUCUACCGCCAAGCUAACGCUCUUAUUUGACACAACCACGGAAUAAGACAACUCCACUUUUUAGACAAGAUGCACUCUCCGUCAAAUACAAAUGAUGAACCAUGCACAGCAUAUCCGUGCAAAAUCAUACACAUAGAAAUACAUCCAUAAAGGUUUGUUUUCCUAGCGGUAGCUGCCUGAAAUACUCGGUAUGCUGAGUGCAAGAAAAAUACUGGAAAUCCAUCCACGUAAAUGUGGGUUUUUAUUAACACCAGGGCUCAGCAAUCUGGUCCAACAGCUAUAUCACAAAUCCUUCCUCCAAGAAGCCACUACAUGUUUGGUAUUUGAUGAAACGAUCAGACAGAUGAUUGUUUAUGUACUGGAGUGUGUUUCAUUUAGUCUACUUUAUCGACAGACAUGAAGAGAGACAAAAUAUUAGGAACAUUUUCCAAAUACUGUUCUCCAGUUACCAACAACUUCAACAGGUAAAAAGAAAACAGACAAUCCUCCCUGUCUGGCCAUGUCAUCAAAAAUUAAAAAGUGCAGAAGCCUCAGAAAGGUAAAAAAAUGGUAGAAGUGUUUUAUUGUGAUGCUCAGAUGUUAAUAAUGUCGUUUGAUCAGUGUGCAUCCACAGUAGUUUGUGUUUCCAGUGAUACCAACCUGAAAUACAGUUUUGUCCAAGUUGAGUCCUAUUUGUUACCUACGUAGGGUGAUUCAUUGUUAGAAAAAUCUUAUAACAUAGUAUGUUUUUCUUAUACUGACACGAGGCCUGAAGUAUAUGAAAACAAGUAAUGUUCAAUAUCGUGCUACAUAUAUAAGAAGUAGGGCCCGACCGAUAUGGAUUUUUUGGGGCCGAUACCGAUUAUUAGAGGGGAGGAAAUCCGAUUACCGAUUAAUCGGCCGAUUUUUAAAAAUUUUUAUGAAGUUAUAAAAAAUAUAUAUACUGUAGAUAUCUACAGUAUACUAUAUACUGUAGGUGUACUGUAGGCUACUGAUCCUCUCGUCGACAGAAAGACCGACUGAUCAAACUCGGACCAGAAAAGGGUUUUCAACUAGAUCUGUCACUCUGCUGCGCUGUGAGGUAGUUAGUGGAUGAAGAUUGUCAUGAGGUUGCUACAGGAUAAGUUGGAGAACUUUUCAAAUGGUGGAACAUUUUUGAAUCUUAUUCUUCACAUUUUAUUUCUGAAAAUAUUGGUGAGAAUCGGCGAGUUUUGGCCGAUUACCAAUUAGUCUCAAACUGGCUAAUAUUGGCCCAUUUAAUCAGCUCGCCAAUAAAUCGGUCGACCCUAAUAAGAAGUAUGAUAAAAAAUUCAUUAGAGAGUGUUUCAGCUAAAAGAACACACCGUUUCUUAUGUUUAUGUGAUGUUCUUAAUAUUUUUGCUCAUAACUUGUGCUUGCAACACAUCUCGCCUGAAUUGGAUAUACAUUCAUAAAAGCAGUUUUACCAUCACAAAAUUAUCGCUAACUGAUCUGAGGUUAGCAGACAGCUGACUUAAACUUUGGCUGCAUAGAAAUGGUGCAAAGCACAGCCAGAACACCCAGGGCUCUGUCUUACAGGUAAAAUGUACAUGCAGAGUGAGAAAACAUUGAUUGUGUAUACAAAUUUAUUCCCCACAAUUUAUGAAAUCGAGAUGUUUAAUGUAAUGUUGAUAAGUUUGAGAUUUAUUGUGGUUCUACACCUGAGGUUUACAAGAGUCUUGUUUGAUUCCAGAUCGAAGAUGUGGCCGAUGGGGCAGUGAAACCACCACCAAAUAAAAUCCCAAUAUUCUUCUUUGGGACUCAUGAAACGUGAGUAUAACACUAUACCGCCAGAGUUCUAGGACAGGACACAUUUUUACACUUGAUUAACUGCAAAUGCUUUUUUUAUUUUUCAACCGAUCAAAGCGUUACCAGUCUUGUGAAUUUUAAAUUAAGGCCCUCGUCACAUCUGUUUGAGAGUCAUAUCCUCUUUGUGAGCAAUGGUGCAGGACAAAAAACUAUCACCACGUUUGUCUCAUGCUCUUUCUUGAUGUUCAGGCUCUGGUCAGGGUUUCCUGUGAAGCAUCGAAUCAUGUCAGUUUGAGCAUGCAGUAUGUUCCAGAGAAAUGUGUGGAUAUUCCCGCUCUGGUAUCAGACACCAUCUGUUUGACAAGAUGGCACCUGCAGUAUACUUUUUAAUCACUAGGGGGCACAGUCUGCUGCUUCACACUCUCAAGUCAGCUCUGAGCAUCUGUAGCCAGAAAACUGAUGGUGAUAACAUAAGAAUGGUUUGAUUCAGGUAAUAAAGUUGAUUUUUUUUUUUUCACAGAGCAUUCCUCGCACCAAAGGACCUUUUUGCCUAUGAAAAGUACAGAGAGCGCUAUGGGAAACCCAACAAACGGAAGGGAUUCAAUGAAGGUUUAUGGGAAAUCCAGAACAAUCCACAUGCCUCCUACAGCGCUCCGCCUGUUGUAAGUUUUCCCCACAAAAAGAAAAACAGAAAUCCCUUCAAACCAAGAUUCAACAUGACCCCAAACCCAAAAUGUUCUGUAACCUGGUUUUUAAUCACUGUUCAACCACAGCCAGCCAGCUCCUCUGACAGCGAGGGCAACAAUGCUGGGGGAGGAAGCGACGAGGAUGAGGAGGACGAAGAAGCCGCAGUGCCUCAGAAAGCAGAGUCAGGAAGUGAGGUUGACUCUGAUUCUGGGAGUGAUGACCAAGGACGGGGUGGGGGAGUGAAAAGAAAGCCACCACCUGUUAAGGUUGUUGAUAUUUAAUUUCACCAUCAGUUGAAUGAAUCAUUUGAAUCAAACGUGCUUAUUCUUCACACAGACAUAUUCAGAUCACAUAACAUCAAGAAAACCUCUGCUUUCAACAAACAUGUACGGAAACAGUCAACAAGUUUAUCUUUGUUUUGUUUAAUUUUUCUGUAAUUUUUAAAAUCUGACUUCUAUUCACCUCGUUUUGUAUUGACCUAAAAAUACAUCUGAAUAAGCAUAAUUGUCUGAUGUUAGGGGUCCACUCUUUUGAAUGCCAAAGCAGUGUACCCCUCAUGAUUGAUUAACUGAGGUGAAUAGCAAAAUAACCUAUAAACUACAGGUUAUUUUUAUGUUGUUAAUCAGAAAUACUGAAAUCACAAGUGCUUCAUGUAACACCCACAGUUACAUUUCAUUUUAGAUUAAGUGAUUAAAUGAAAGACUUUAAGCUUAAGGAUGUUAAAAACAGUUCUCCAAAGUAUAUCUACUUCCAGACUCAUACCCUAAGUGGGCCUUUGUGAAGAACAGAAAGAGAAAUAACACUGAACAGGAAAGGGAGGAGAGACGCAAGAGCACUGUAAUCCCUUACGUUGCAGGCCUGUCUGAGAAACUCAAGAGGAUCUUUGGCAAACACCACAUUCCUGUUCAUUUCAAGCCUGGUAACACACUAAGGCAGAGGCUAGUCCAUCCCAAGGACAAAACACCGAGACAUAAACAGAGUAAUGUGGUAUAUGCUGUCCAGUGCAGCGAGGAAUGCUCAGACCUGUACAUUGGGGAAACUAAACAACCGCUUCACAAGCGCAUGGCUCAACACAGGAGAGCCACUUCCUCAGGUCAGGACUCAGCUGUCCACCUUCACUUGAAGGAUACAGGUCACUCUUUUGAGGACAGCGAUGUACAGGUGUUGGCUCGAGAAGACAGAUGGUUUGAAAGAGGAGUUAAAGAAGCCAUCUUUACCAGGCUGGAGAAACCUUCUCUGAACAGAGGGGGUGGACUCAGGCACAAUCUCUCUGGCACUUACAAUGCAGUUCUCAGCUCUCUCCCCAGAAAGCUCCACAAACAUUCACACCUGGAACCACAUGACUCAGGUGGCAUGAGUCAUGUGGUCACAUGAUAGGAGUCGCUAACGACCCUUUCAGGAUAACGACUUGGGGGGGACACACCGAGAGAUGGGUUUCUACGACCCAUUCUUUUCAACUCCAGCCAGUCGUUAACUGUCCCCCUUCUCCAGUAAGAUAAAUAUCUGCUCCUGACACUAGCACUUUUAGAACUGAAGAAGCUUCUUGGAUAAGAGGCGAAACGUCUUCUUAACUCUACACAGUCCAGUUGCCUGUUUCUAAGUCUUCAAGAUAACCAUGACCUGGAUGAAUGAGAAUCUACAUGGACAUAUUUUCUUAUCAUGGCUUGUCUCUUAUGGGAACUUCAGCAGGCAGUUUUACCACUAAAGGGAUAUUCCAGCCUGAAAUGAAUUUAGGGUCAAACACACCGUAACACUGAGUUAGACACCCCCUCGAGAGAUGGACGUUGCCGACCGCUUGCUUCUCUAGUUAUACCAAUUUUAGUAACGACCACACGAUAGCAAUACACAGCGGUCUGAGGAGCCAUAAACAAACCUCAACCAAAAAACCACUCUAUAGCCAGGAAUAAUGCUCAGAACAGCACCCAACUUCAUCAACAGUACAUAGGGUCCCAGGCAUAGCACUAGCCACCAAACAUCUUCUUAGCUUUUCCAAAGUCUGACUCCCAUUAAGAUCUGACUUAUGGGAGUCAGAUCAAACAGAUGUGACUGUUGAAACAAUUCAGUUUUGCCAUUUGAAUGAUUGUGAUUUUCUAUUUUUAGCGGCCUCCUCCUCCAAAAAAGGCGCGGGGCUCGUCCAGUGACCGAGAUGAAGAGAGCGGAUCCCCCUCUGAUUCAGAACCCACACCGUCAGAGUCUGACUCUGGAAAGAACAGCGAUCAGGUUCGAACACACAGAAACACACAGAAUGUUUUUUGCUGUAUGAUCUAAACUUAACAGCCCAUAAUGUUGAACUCUUUUUCCUCCAACAGGAUUUUACUCCAGAGAAGAAAGCCGGUGGACGAGGUGCAAAGAAGGCAGGAGGCAGAGGGAAAAAGAAGGUAACCGUCAUCCACAUUUAUCAGAAUCCUUCAAAGAUUGCUGUUGUUGUUUUUCUUCCUUUAUCUCCAACUUCAUUUCUAUCACAGAAGGCUUCGUCUGGGUCAGACUCAGAAUCCGGGUCAGGCUCAGAGAAGAAAGCAGCAGACAGUGACUCCGAGGACGAAAAGCCGCGACCGGCUCUGUCUGGCUCUGAAUCCCAGUCUGGCUCAAAGUCUGAUUCAGAUUCAGAUCCACCUCCCAAGAAGGGUCCACAAGCACGCAAGAAAGGUGAGGGUCCAGUCUCAUCCAAGAUCGGCUUGAACUACUUUGGCAUUUGUUUUACUCCUUAUCUAGAUGGACUCUGAUAUAUGCAUACAUGUUUUUUUUUUACAUCCACAGAGAAGCCUGCACCAAAGCCACGUGCACGGAAACCCAAACCAGCCCCGGCAAAACGAGCACCUUCAUCUUCCUCUGACAGCGACAGGUGAGCUCCUCUUAAGACAUUCUUAUUUUUUAUUCACUUCUCCUUCAAAUACAGCAGUGUGAAUCAUGAAGAAGAAACCGGCUAGUUAAGACAGCUCUGUUUUCCUCACAGCGACAGUGAAACCGACCACAUCAGUGAAUGGAAGAAGCGAGAUGAGGAGCGCAGACGGGAGCUGGAGGAGCGCCGGAAAAAGGAGGAGGCAGAGGAGCUCCGUAGGCUACGUGAGAGAGAGAAGGAGGAAGAAGAGAAAAAGAAAAAAGACAAGGACAAAGGUAAAAAAGGAAGCGACAGCGACAACAGCAGUAGCUCAGAUGAAGGCGUAGAUGAUCACCCGUUGAAGAAGUCCAAGAAACCCCCUCCACCUCCGAUCCCUGCGCCUUCAGACUCUGAUUCCGCACCACCAACCGAGGUACAGUCUUAAACACAGUCAGCUACAUUAUGUGUUACAUUCGGCCUUAUUCAGAGAAAUAGGCCUGCACUUUAAUUAAGGUGUUACUAAUGUUUGUACCUUGUUUUUUAAAAGUCAAAGAAACCAUCUAAGAAGCCUGAUCAGCAGAAGAAGGCAAGAAUAAAGAAAGAAAAGGAGAGGAAAGAAAGAAAGGAGAAAGAGAGGAAAGCCAGAAGGUCGGAGGAGAAGUCCAGAGCCAGGUGAGUGAACAAUGGGAAAUACACUACGGUAGGCAAACCUCAUUAGAAGAAGUUCAUUAAGAAUUCAUGCGCCCAGAUCACAGGGUUGCCUCUCCCUCUCUUUCGCUCAAACUCACUUCUUCUCUCUCAGGUCGAAGCCUGAAAAACCCAAACGCAAACCAGAGAGACAGCCAGAGAAGAAAGUGGAAAAGAAAAAGGGUCAGUGUUUUGCGAAGUCACACUCAAUUUCACAAACACCACAGCAGGCUAGAAAUCAUUGCCUGGUAGAAGCUCAUUUGCAGAGACUUAAACUGAACAACAGGUAUACAGACACACAGAUAGUUUGUAUUGAUUGUUUCUGUGAGGGGUGAGAAUGUAAUUUAGGACAAUCUCAUUAUCCUGCUUGUCCAAAUGCAGAGCCAUCACCAGAAGAGAAGCUACAGAAACUCCACACAGAUAUUAAGUUUGCACUAAAAGUGGACAACCCAGUGAGUAUUAUUCUUUAUUUUGGUUAAAUACUUUUUCACUUUCUGCAUCAGCAUGGAAGUAAGUUCCUUGUUUAUUUGUGUUUUUAGGACAUAGAGCGGUGUCUACAAGCCCUGGAAGAACUUGAGGCUGUGCCUGUUACGAGCCAAAUCCUCCAUAAGAACGCAGAAGUCAUCGCCACACUGAAAAAGGUGAUGUGUCGGUCCGCUACCUAAGAAAGUGGGGGCUCUUAUUCAGUCAAAUAUAUGUUUCAACUUAGCAAGAGGGUUGUCUAAUAAUCAUGGCUGACAGGGUAGUCUUUAUUCCCCCCAGUCUCAUCUUCCUUGAUGUUCUGUGUCUAAACUAAAAUCUAGAUUCGGCGGUAUAAAGCCAGCAAUGCAGUUAUGGAAAAAGCUAGCGAGGUCUACAACAAGUUAAAACUUCGCUUUGUGGGCAAACCGGUGGUGACAACUCAACCUAAAACAGAGGACAAGGAACCAGAAGAUGACGAGAAGCCAACAGAAAACACAGGUAGAAGUACUAAAACACAAAUGCACUGUGGUUACAUAACCGUGUUUUUCUCACAUUUGUCUGAACUUUCAUUUUCCAGUUUCUACUCCAGUGAACGGGGAAUCUGAACAGAAAAAAGAUGAUAUGGACGAGGAGGAAAAACCAAAAUCACCAACUCCAGAGGAGAAUAAUGAUGAAACGGCUUCAAGUCCAAACAGGUGAAUAUGACAUGUAAAGCAACAAAGUACAGACAGUUGACAUGAUUUGAGAGCAGAUUUGUCAUAUUUUUUUGUAAAUUACUUUUGCGCAUGAGUCUGUUUGCUAACCUUAACAAAAAAGAUGUGUGGCCUGUUAUGAUGCACAAAUUUCCACAAACUUUGUUCUUUCUAGAUUGAGUCCAGACAGCCCCGCUGAACACACUCACAUGUAUGAAGAAGCAGAAAACUCCAUCUCUGCAGAGACAGAGCCACCUGCUGUAGAAAGCUGAAUGAAAGACCCUUAACCACCUCGGGAGUGGACCAAGUGCUAAAGAUGGUGGCCUCUUUGUUCAAUGUCUUGCAGUACUCCUGACCCAGAAACAGUGCGACACACACCCAGCAUUUCCUACUGUAUCUGUUUCACUGAUGUUGAUGUUAUGGACUUUUUUGUAGUAUGAUGAUACGAAUUGAGAAGGCCCUGUUGCUUAAAAAGUUUGCUCCAUUAUUUAUCACAACUAAAAGGAAAAGCUUACUAGGGUGAUAGAUCGUGGUGCUGCAAGAACUCCUUUUGUUUCUGAGAUGUACUUAUCCUUCAGGACAACACUUGGCCCGUCCCGGACCCUCACCCUGUUACCCCCCCUUCCCCUUGCCCCGCUCUUGGCUACUUUGUCUUUCUACCACAUGAACUCCUUCUUCGGUCUUUCAUACCUUAUGUAUAUUGAAUGAUUACAUUUUUAGCACUUCUAUCCGGAGUAUACUGGGGGAAGUAUAAAAUGAAAAUUUGAUGACUUUCAAUGGGAAACUGGGCAGAAAGGAGCCAUGAUGUUAAUUUUUUCACUUGAAGAUUUUGUGCUGCCCUUGCAUCUUGUUUUAUAAAGCCUACAAAACAUCACAAAGGCCUCUUGACUGUGUGUAUGGCAUUGUGAGAAUGGUUAAGUACUAUUUGUGAGUCUUUUAUGUUAAGUAUUUUUUUAAUGCUCUGGUCAUCAUCCAGUUAAUCCAGUCAGAAAUGUAAAGCCAUCAAACGAGUCACUCUUGAACUGUUUUCCAGCUGAAGUCCACCCACUUUUUAUAGCCUUGUUUGCAAGUUAUUAAGAUAAUAACUGCUGUGGAGUUGAACAUCUUACACUCAUCUCCUCAUAGUGUCUGCUUUCAGUAGCUUGCAUAAUAUAUGGAGUAACUACAAAUUCAAACUGCCCUCAAAAGCUAUGGACCUCAUUUAGCCGCAGCAUAAUAUUUUGCCAUUUUACGUCAAACGCAUACAACAGGUGUUUUUAGUGCUAUGUAAAUUGGUAUAGCAUUUCUAUCACUGAGUUGAGACUUGAAUAAAAAUCUCAGCAUGGUG
This is a messenger RNA of Xyrichtys novacula (pearly razorfish), 8868 nucleotides long. The record is from the annotation of a GenBank genome assembly. Lineage: Eukaryota; Metazoa; Chordata; Actinopteri; Labriformes; Labridae.